UUUGAAUUGGAUUAGUCCAAUCUGGUUUACAUUUUCCGAACAUGACACAUUCUUUGGCAGUAUUUCUGUUUGCUAAACAUUCAUUAUAAUACUGGUCACGACUUAUUCAUGAAUUCAUAUUUCACUGCCAUUUACAGGUGCAUAUAGUGUUCGACCUACAAGGAGGUACAAGACAAAUUGAUUCCAUAUAAUAACUUGGUGGUGAAGGAAAACCACCAAGAUGCGGCUUAUAUUUGCUGCCGCAGUGAUUGCCAUGACAAUGAUGGUUGCUAAUGCACAAUCUGCAACUGGAUCUCCACCUGAUGUUUGCAAAGACAUUACGGUGGACUGGUACAUUGCUAAAGAUGGCAGCACUACCUGCUUCUACCACUGUGCAAACCAGAUUGGUUAUGAGAAAUGUUGCCCCCCUGGGACAUGCCUGAAAAGGGGGUAUACAGCUGGAAAUACCAACCCAUGUGAUAUCUGCACUGACCCCGAUCCAACAGAACCCCCUGCAUGCUCCGAAAUGGAGCCCUAUCCCUGUCUCAAUGGUGGAUCAUGUAUAGACAAGACAGACCUCUUCAUGUCUCAAGAUGGGUUGAAGUUUUAUUGUAGCUGUCCAGGUGGAUUUUCAGGGGUAUACUGCGAGAUUAACUUGUCUGGAAGUGAGGAGAAACGUGGAAUGUGCCCUGAAGUUAAAAUGGAUACCAUAGGCACGUGUCAACAUGAAUGUGACUAUGACAACUCCUGUACAGGCAUGGAUAAAUGUUGCUCCAAUGGAUGUGGAAAGAUCUGCACGCCACCAAUGAGUGGUUGUGAGGUUGAUGGGAAGAUGUAUGCUAUUGGAGAUAUUAUUGAAAAGAAAGACCCAUGCAUGUCUUGUGAAUGUAUACUAAAUGAGGAUAAGUCUACUGGUAGAGAGCAGUGUGUGGCCAUGAGCUGUGCUUUACCAGAAUGUGAAAAUCCAACCUAUCAUGAAGAUAUGUGUUGCCCUGUAUGUGAUUCUAAGGGGGCAGGAGG
Molecule: messenger RNA, 999 nt
Organism: Owenia fusiformis
Lineage: Eukaryota; Metazoa; Annelida; Polychaeta; Sabellida; Oweniidae
Source: the annotation of a GenBank genome assembly